AUGCAUGCCGCCAGGUCACUGACGAAGGCUGAACGGAAUUAUAGCCAGAUUGAAAAGGAGGCACUGGCCAUUAUCUUCGCCGUACAGAGAUUCCACCUGUUUAUUUAUGGCAGACUCUUCACACUGCACACUGAUCAUCAGCCACUGAAGUUCCUUUUGGGUACUAACCGUGGUGUUCCACAGAACGUAGCUAGGAGAAUACAACGUUGGAGUACUAUUCUUCAAAACUAUGACUUUCAGAUCCAAUAUGUGCCUACUCAGAAGUUUGGAGCUCCGGACGCUUUAUCACGACUGAGUACAAGCAACGAAAAUCAAGAAGACGUGGUUGUCGCCAGUACGCUAGUGCAAGAUGAUGACGAGUUUAGAGGUGUCAUCCGACAGUUGCCGCUCACAGCCGAGCACAUCAGGGCCACCACUGUAGCAGACCCACUUUUGCGCCAGGUGAAAGAGUUUAUUCGGAACGGUUGGCCCAGCGACGACAAAGUACACCCAUCCAUAAAGCCUUUCAGGAACAGAAAGGAGCAGUUGUAUAUCACGGAAGACUGCAUAAUGUACGAUGGUAAAGUGGUGAUCCCAGCCAGAUAUCAGCAACAAGUUUUGCGGGAGCUCCAUGCCGGACAUCAGGGUAUGACCCGCAUGAAACAACUGGCCCGCAAGUACGUAUAUUGGCCGGGAAUUGAUAACGACGUGGAAUCUUUUGUUCGAAGCUGCGGCCCGUGUGGACGUGAGGCUAAGAACCCACCGAAAGUACCGCCCGUGCCAUGGCCAGAGGUAACGAGACCUUGGAGUAGAGUCCAUAUGGACUUUGCGGGUCCGUUUUUCAACCGAAUGUUUCUAAUUGUUGUCGAUGCAUGGUCCAAGUGGCUAGAAGUUUUCGACGUCUCGGCAGCUACUGCUGAUAUCACGGCAAGGAAGACGGAAGAACUAAUAGCGAGAUACGGCAUCCCCACGGAGAUUGUGACGGAUAACGGCACUCAGUUCACGUCAUCAGUCUUCCAACAACUGUGUCAGAAAUGGGGAAUUCGACAUGUGACGUCACCACCAUUCCACCCACAAUCAAAUGGCCAGGCAGAACGGUUCGUCGACACGUUCAAGAGAGCGAUGAAAAAGAUGUGGAACACUGGUGUUAAACUGGAGUAUCUCAACACAUUCCUAUUUGCCUAUCGAACAACUCCAAAAAGUGAUCUUGGGGGCCAGACACCAGCCGAACGGUUUUUGGGACGACAGCCGGAUACGCGAUUACAGUACCUACAACCGGAAGCUCGAGUUCCACAAACAACAAAAUAUUACUUUCGCGAGGGAGAGUAG
Messenger RNA from Spirometra erinaceieuropaei, 1308 nucleotides. Lineage: Eukaryota; Metazoa; Platyhelminthes; Cestoda; Diphyllobothriidea; Diphyllobothriidae. The record is from the annotation of a GenBank genome assembly.